Messenger RNA from Eremothecium cymbalariae DBVPG#7215, 1050 nucleotides. RefSeq names its product Mrx20p (gene MRX20). Lineage: Eukaryota; Fungi; Ascomycota; Saccharomycetes; Saccharomycetales; Saccharomycetaceae. The record is from RefSeq and is a predicted model, not a curated record. The coding region runs from base 1 to 1050 and encodes 349 amino acids. Gene Ontology annotation, biological process: mitochondrial citrate transmembrane transport. The transcript is spliced from 2 exons.
AUGUUGAAGAAAGAAGAGGAUAUAGUAAAUAAGAAUGCAUUGUAUGGGCUGGAUCAAGGAAAACCGACUUCUACGUUAAUUAUAGCCGGUAGUGUUGCUGCGAUAUUUCAGACUACGCUCUCUUAUCCAUUUGAAUUUCUCAAGACAGGGCAACAGUUACAUCGAUCAGUGCCAGGGGCACCUAAGUUCAAUGCAUUCCAUCCUGUGAAGUAUUAUUUUAGUGGAUGUGCAUCAUUGAAUGUUGGCGUACUGUUUAAAACUAUGGUGAGAUUUGGUACAUUUGAAAAGGCAUGUGAGAUGAUGAAAGACCCUGAUAUGAAUGAGACACAGAUAUCCGGAAUAAGGUUGUUAGCGGCUGGGAUAAUCACUGGAUUUAUGGAGAGUUUGUGGGUAGUCCCCUUUGAAAGCGUUAAGACUACAAUGAUAGAAAAUGCACAUAUACUCUCUUCUAAGGUUCAGCAGGUUCCUUCUGAACGCGUGAUGGAUGCCAAACCAACAAAGCGCCCUGUAUUUCACUCGCCUGUAGGGACGGUGAGUUCACGCGAGAUGCUGUUGAGACAUUAUGAGGCAAACCCGUCUUCACACUUUUUCUCAACUGUUAAGGAGAUCUAUCUUACACGAGGUGUUCGUGGGUUUUUACAAGGUGCUAUGCCGACGGUUUUUAGACAAUUGGGGAAUUCGGUAGUCCGUUUCACCGUAUAUACAUGGUGCAAACAGUUUCUUUCUCCACACAAACCGUUAGAUGAAUAUAAAGCAUUUGCAGCUGGGGCAUUAUCAUCUUGUGCCGUUGUUGCAGUUACGCAGCCAAUCGAUGUUAUAAAGACGCGCAUGCAAAGUAAGUAUGCAUGGGCUUUAUAUAGAAGUUCUUUGAACUGCGCCUAUCGUAUAUUCGUUGAAGAAGGGGUCACUAAGUUUUGGAACGGAUGGGCCCCACGUCUUUUCAAAGUUGGACUAGCGGGUGGGAUGUCCUUUGGUGUUUACCAAUAUGUUGAAAAUUUAACGUUGCUAAUUCAAAGUAAGCGAAGAUCUAAGAUAGGUCCUCUGGAAUAA